Molecule: messenger RNA, 2849 nt
Organism: Electrophorus electricus (electric eel)
Lineage: Eukaryota; Metazoa; Chordata; Actinopteri; Gymnotiformes; Gymnotidae
Source: RefSeq, a predicted model, not a curated record
UCGACAUGUCACUGGAGACGUGGUGUUUCCUGCCAGCUUCAGUCUGGAUCAGGGAAAGUGUAGGUGUGCAUAUGAAAAAGAAAUGGGUGUAUUUAAAUCACUACUAAAAUUGGUUGACAUUUAGCCAUAAUGUAUUUGUAAUUAUAUCUGAUCAAGUUUGAUGUAACGCCACGUACUAAUUAUAGCGGAUUCAAGAUUGUGUGCAGUACCAAGGAGUGAUACAGCAUCUUUAGAGUGGACAGCAUCCAUACCGUGAUAAGGACAAAAUGGCUGACAAGAGUGACCUAAAAGCUGAGCUGGAGCGCAAGAAACAGCGCCUGGCUCAAAUCAGGGAGGAGAAAAAGAGGAAGGAGGAAGAGAAGAAGAAGAAAGAGUCUGAAACUCAGCAGAAAACAGAGGCUGUCCCCGAAGACUCCGAUUUGGACCGUAAGCGCAGAGAGACCGAGGCACUUCUCCAGAGCAUUGGAAUCUCCCCAGAGCCACCAUUAGUCCCAACGCCAAUGUCCCCUUCAAAAUCAGUGAGCACACCGAGUGAGACGGGAAGUCAGGACUCAGUGGAUGGGACUACUGUAGGCAGAUAUAGGUCAGGUGGCAUUAGUAAGUACAAAUCAGACCCACGCAGUGAGAGGACCCUGCAGUGGGACACUGACCCUUCUGUUCUGCAGCUGCAGGCUGACUCUGAACUCGGACGUAGACUUCACAAGCUGAGGGCAUCUAAGAUAACCCAGGUGGAUUUCUUGCCCAGAGAAGUAGUCUCCUACUCUAAAGAGACACAGACUCCUCUGGCAGCUCAUCAGUCAGAAGAAGAGGAAGAAGAUGAUGAAGAUAACACUGAUCCCAAAGCAGGACUGGAGUCCGACAAGCAGGAGGAUGAGGAGAGCAAGGACAUAAAGCAAGGCCACCCGCAGGAGCUGACAGAGGAGGAGAAGCAGCAGCUAUUGCACUCUGAGGAGUUUGUUAUCUUCUUUGAGCGCAGCAUUCGUGUGAUGGAGCGAGCCCUUGCUGAAGACUCCAACAUCUUUUUUGACUACAGCGGCCAGGACCUUGAGGAUAAAGAGGGAGACCUACAGGGAGGGUCUAGUCUGUCCUUCAGUCGUCUGUUCUAUGAUGAGCGCUGGUCAAAGCAUCGGGUCAUCACCUGUCUGGACUGGUCCCCACAGUACCCUGAGUUAUUGGUGGCCUCCUAUAAUAACAAUGAGGAUGCCCCUCAUGAGCCAGACGGUGUGGCCUUAGUGUGGAAUAUGAAGUUUAAAAAGACCACGCCUGAGUACAUCUACCACUGUCAGUCUCCCGUGGUGUCCGUGGGUUUUGCCCGCUUUCAUCCCAAUCUACUGGUGGGUGGCACAUACUCGGGGCAGAUUGUGCUCUGGGACAACCGUAGUCACAGAAGGACACCGGUCCAGAGGACACCGCUCUCUGCAGCAGCACAUACUCAUCCAGUGUACUGCGUAAAUGUGGUGGGGACCCAGAACGCCAACAACUUGAUCACAGUGUCCACAGAUGGUAGGAUGUGCUCCUGGAGCUUGGACAUGCUCUCCCAGCCACAGGAGAGCAUGGAACUGGUAUAUAACAAGUCUAAACCAGUAGCUGUGACUGGAAUGGCAUUCCCUGCGGGAGACGUCAAUAAUUAUAUUGUGGGUAGCGAGGAAGGAACAGUGUACACGGCAUCCAGACAUGGCAGUAAAGCUGGAAUCUGUGAGAUGUUUGAGGGCCACCAGGGGCCAGUGACUGGCAUCAGCUGUCACAGUGCUGUGGGCCCUAUCGAUUUCUCCCACCUGUUUGUCACCUCGUCCUUCGACUGGACUGUCAAACUCUGGAGCACAAAGCACAACAAGCCGCUGUACUCCUUUGAGGACAAUGCUGACUAUGUGUACGAUGUCAUGUGGUCUCCCGUUCACCCCGCACUGUUUGCUGCAGUGGACGGAAUGGGCCGUCUGGAUUUGUGGAACCUGAACAAUGACACCGAGGUGCCCACAGCCAGUGUGAACAUUGAGGGAGCUCCUGCUCUGAACCGUGUUCGCUGGGCCUCUGGAGGCAAGGAGGUGGCUGUGGGAGACUCAGAGGGGCGUCUCUGGAUCUAUGACGUGGGAGAGCUGGCGGCUGUGCACGGUGAGGACUGGGCACGCUUCGCCCGUACGCUUGUGGAGAUCCGUGCCAACCGGGCUGACACUGAGGAGGAAUGUCCCGUGGAGCUGGCAGCAUAGAGACACAUUCUCCAAGCGCCUUUAAGACCAACACUGUCCCACACCCACAGCCCUUGAUUCCCAGACACUGAUUAACAUAGGCAACAGUGCACCACUGGUCACUUUUGUUUUCAUUAUAGUCAUCACUAUCUAGUAUGCAGAUUAGGUCAGCAGAAGGACCUGGCUUUGAAAUUCUGCUGUGCUAAAGUCUGUAAUUUCCAUUCAGCAGUUUUAACUGAUGUGAUCAAUCAGGCCAUUGCUUUAAACUCUUUAUAUCUAGGUCUUCAUACUUGACCAACACAAAGGCAAAGCCUGGAGUUGACUGACAUGAAGUAAAAUUAUAUUAUGCUGCUAAGGGUCUUAGUGAAGCCCAGAAAGAAGAGCAUUUGCUGUGCUUGUGCUGUGUGAAUAUUUUUAUAUUUAACUCCUGCAUGACAUACAGUAAGGGAGCAAGUCUUACAGAUAUUAUGCGAUUCUUUUAGCUGUUGCUAAAAUGCUCAGUCUUCUACGUGAGAUGUUUUGUUAGUCAAUGACAGUGUUUUGUGCUUAAUUUCAUUAUUUUAUCCAUACACAGGCCUCAUGGUCUCAUGGAUGAUCCUAAUGCUAGAAUAUAUGUGGCCAGGUGUUUCAUGCUUUAAUGCAAGUAAUAAAAUGAUAUACACUCUG